Messenger RNA from Pogona vitticeps (central bearded dragon), 12823 nucleotides. NCBI's taxonomy places the organism in Eukaryota, Metazoa, Chordata, Lepidosauria, Squamata, Agamidae. The record is from RefSeq and is a predicted model, not a curated record.
GCCGCCUUUGGCGCGUCUCUGCUCCAGCCCUCCAGCCAGGCUGCCUCUUGACUCGCGGACGGCUGCUUCCUUUCACACAUACCCACGCACACACCCCGAGCGAGCCGCUCCGCGCGGAAACCUGUGUCCCUGCUGCCCCAUCUCCGACAUGAGGCGGACGCGGCUCUGCCUCCUUCGGCGUUGACAGCAGGAAUCCGCCUAUGCCGGGCAGCACUUCUGGAGCCGCCGCCGCCGCCAAAGCACCAGCCUGGGGAAAUGCCGCCGCCACCAGCACUCUUUUAACGAUUUAAAUGUCAUCCAUGGACCUCUCUCCCUCUACUCCGGCAUUUUUUUUCCUGUGCAGGAAUACUAUGAUUAAGGAGCUUGGGCUCUCUGAGGCUCGUCUCCAAGGGCAUACAUAGGCUGUUAACGCACUGAGCUACAGCUGCUUCUUGGCUAAGGUUGAAGGAAGACGUCUUAAGCCUGGAAAUCCUGCUUGUGCUUGCGCUCUAGCACACUUACACUUUACGCGCACACACUCUCACUCACUCACUCAUUCACUCUCUCACACACACACAUACACGGGCAGCACAAGACGCAUAUGCUAGGGCAGGUCCGUUUCCCUCUCUCGCACACCUUUUUUAUUCCAAAAGGCUGCUUCACUUUCUCAGUUCUCAUUGGGGGAAAUAAGGAAGUAAGAGAGUCUCCUGUCUCCGAGGUCACACAUUACAGAAAUCGGCUACUGCAGAGAAUCAGCAAGUUAAACAACAGUAAAAGAGGAGGAGAAGGAGGAGGAGGAAGGACCUUGAUUGAGAAUAAAUACUAAACAUCAAAGGAGACAAGUGGAAGGCGUGCCACCUGCGUGGAAGAACUAGUUCCAGCUUAAAACUGGAGGAUUAUCUUCUUCCUUACAUUUCCCUUUCUUGUUCAUUAUUAUUUUGGGAGCAGGUUGUAUAAUUCAAGAAUACCAUCUUUGCAAAAGCUGUGCAGGCUCUCCUCCCUUGGUUGCUGCUGCUGUUGCUGCCCACUGUCUGUCCUGUUCCUGUUGCUGACAGAAACGUGUUAACGAAGCAGAAAAGAGGAGGAAAAAUGCCAGCCAUCCUGGUAGCCUCCAAAAUGAAAUCUGGACUCCCCAAACCUGUCCACACUGCUAGCCCUAUUGUUCACGUCCCGGCGGCAAGGACCAUCCCGCAGCCCUGUUACCUGAAGUUUGGGAGCAAGGUGGAGGUGAACAAGUCCUCCUAUUCCAGCCAGAUUCCCCUCAAAUCCCAUUUUGGUCAUGAGAACACCGGAGAUGGCUUCCCUUUGAAGAAGAGUGGCUCCACAGAAAAUGGCUUUGAUCCACAGAUUUAUACAGAUUGGGCCAAUCACUAUUUGGCAAAGUCUGGCCAUAAACGUUUGAUAAAGGACCUGCAGCAAGAUGUGACUGAUGGAGUUUUACUGGCAGAAAUAAUCCAGGUUGUAGCAAAUGAGAAGAUUGAAGACAUCAAUGGCUGUCCAAAGAAUAGAUCUCAAAUGAUUGAAAAUAUAGAUGCAUGCCUGAGUUUUUUGGCUGCCAAAGGAAUAAAUAUACAGGGAUUGUCUGCAGAAGAAAUCAGGAAUGGGAAUUUAAAGGCCAUUUUAGGCCUUUUCUUCAGCCUGUCACGCUACAAGCAGCAGCAACAGCAGCCUCCCAAACAGCAUCCACAGCAACACCCAUCCCAGCCACCGCCUACGUCGCCCCAGCCAGCUGGACCUCCAUCCCAGUGUCAGGUUGGGCAACAAGAGCAGCAAGUGCAGCAGCCGCCGCAACCCCAGCAACUGGUGCCAGCUUCACCCCAGACUCAGUGCCAACAAUCCCAGCAACCGCCACAUCUUCAGCUAAAAGCACAACCAGAAAUGCAAUCCAGUGCAUCACCCAGGGACUCAUCUCAAAGCAAAAUCAUCCGAUUCACUCUCGGUCAGAAAAAGGCUUCUAGACUUCCAGGUCCUACCAUGAGGGUUUCAGCUGCAGGCAGCGAAGCAAAAACCCGUGGUCCAGUUAGUGCCAACAACCGGCGCAGCCAGAGCUUUAACAACUAUGACAAAUCCAAACCCACAAGCCCAUCUUCCCUUCUGUCAAACAGCAAUGAGAAAGAACCAGCAGACGAUUUACCCUCCCAGCCCACAGGAAUGAAUGAAAAUGCACCACCUCCAGCCCAAAGCAGCAGUGGCACCAAUGCUGCCAGUUGCAAUAACUCUUCUGCCAUCCCCCAGCCCAAUUCUGCAGUUAAACCCUGGCGCAGCAAGUCUCUUAGUGCUAAGCACACUGCCACGUCUUCCAUAUUAGCAGUAAAACAGCAAGUUCCAGAGCCUCCGAAACCGCCUCCAGAGAUGGUUAAAACAACUCCCAAUGGUCAGAAAUCCAUGCUUGAGAAACUGAAACUCUUUAAUACAAAAGGUGGCUCCAAAGCUGGAGGGUCAUCCCUUGAAUGUCCAGGGUCCAGGGACACAAGUUGUGAAAGACUGGAGGCCCUAACCAGUUUGGAGGAAAGCGAAGAGACAGAUGUUGCAAAUCGGAAUGUGAACAACCCAGGAUCAAUAUCUAAUAGUCCCAAAAUUGCACUCAAGGGAAUUGCACAAAGAACGUUUAGCCGGGCACUGACCAACAAGAAGAGUUCCCCAAAGGGCAACGAGAAGGAAAAAGAAAAGCAGAAGGAUAAAGAAAAGGAAAAAAACAAAGACAUUGCCAAGAGGAUAUCAGUAACAGAGAAAACAGACAUGAAGGAGGAGCUGAAAGAAGAACAAACCCCACCAGCUAUCACAGAGAUGCCAAAAAAAUCCUCCAAGAUCGCAAGCUUUAUUCCCAAAGGAGGAAAGCUAAACAGUGCCAAGAAGGAGGCACCUGCCCCUUCACACAGUGGGAUACCAAAACCAGGGAUGAAAAACACCACAGGGAAAUCCUCAAGUGCCCCAAAUUGUUCUGCAAAGGACGGCGAGAGAAGCCGCAGUGGGAAGCCUGCCUCAGGCCUCUCUCAUCAGAAGCCCCAGUUAGACAGCAGAAAUUCGAGUUCCACAUCAAGUUUGGCCUCCUCUGAAGGGAGAGGAAUAGGAGGGGUGUCUGCCCUGAGUACUAGCAGCAGCACGCAGGCUGUCAGUGGGCCAACAAGCAGUACCACACAGACCACAGGAAGCAAUACUGUGAGUGUUCAGCUACCUCAUCCACAACAGCAAUACAGCCACCCAAAUACUGCCACAGUAGCUCCUUUUAUGUACAGAUCCCAGACAGACAAUGAAGGGAAUGUAACGGCUGAGCCUAGCCCUGGAGGGGUAAGCACAAGCAUGGAUCCUGCUCCUUACACGAAAACUGGACAGCCUAUUUUAGAAGAUCUUUCUGGAGAAGAUCCAGAAACCCGCCGAUUGCGAACUGUCAAGAAUAUAGCUGAUCUUCGACAAAACUUAGAGGAGACCAUGUCUAGCUUGCGGGGAACCCAGGUCUCUCACAGCACCUUGGAAACCACAUUUGAUACCAAUGUCACCACUGAAAUAAGUGGACGCAGUAUUCUUAGUUUGACGGGAAGGCCGACACCUUUAUCGUGGAGACUUGGGCAGUCUAGUCCCCGUCUUCAAGCAGGUGAUGCUCCAUCAGUAGGCAAUGGAUACCCUCCAAGAGCCAAUGCCAGCCGGUUCAUCAAUGCAGAAUCAGGGCGUUACAUGUACUCAGCACCCUUGAGAAGACAGCUGGCAUCUCGGGGCAGUAAUGUUUGUCACAUGGAUAUCUCAGACAAAGGAGGAGAUGAAAUAGAUCUUGAAGGCAUCAAUGUGGAUGCUACAGGAUAUAUGAGUGAUGGCGAUGUUCUUGGGAAAAAUAUAAGGACUGAUGACAUUACAAGUGGGUACAUGACUGAUGGUGGAUUGGGUCUUUAUACCCGAAGAUUAAACAGACUUCCGGAUGGAAUGGCUGCCGUGCGGGAAACUCUGCAACGCAACACCUCACUGGGUCUGGGUGAUGCUGACAGCUGGGAUGAUAGUAGUUCUGUCAGCAGUGGGAUUAGUGACACCAUAGAUAACCUCAGCACUGAUGACAUCAACACAAGCUCCUCUAUCAGCUCUUAUGCCAACACACCUGCAUCCUCUCGCAAGAACCUAGAUUCACAGACUGAUGCCGAAAAGCAUUCCCAAGUGGAGCGGAAUUCCUUGUGGUCUGGUGAUGAAGUUAAAAAAUCAGAUGGCGGUUCAGACAGUGGUGUAAAAAUGGAGCCUGGCUCAAAAUGGAGAAGGAAUCCGUCUGAUGUGUCUGAUGAAUCUGAUAAAAGCACUUCUGGAAGGAAAAACACAGUCAUCUCACAGACAGGUUCCUGGAGACGGGGCAUGUCGGCUCAGGUUGGCAUUACCGCACCAAGGACAAAAACAGCAGCCACUGCAGGAACGUUGAAGACACCUGGAACAGGGAAAACUGAUGAUGCCAAGGUAUCGGAAAAAGGCAGAAUUUCUCCGAAAUCUGGACACAUUAAACGCUCCCCUUCAGAUGCUGGACGUAGCAGUGGUGAUGAAUCAAAGAAGCCUUCAGCAAACAACUGCAGAACAGCUGCUGCUAAUACAAAUACUUUUGGAUUUAAGAAACAGAGUGGACCAGCUGUAGGCAUGACCAUGAUAACAGCUAGUGGGGCAACUAUCACUAGUAGAUCUGCUACUUUGGGAAAAAUCCCCAAAUCAUCUGGACUCAUGGGGAGAUCCACUGGUCGGAAGACUAGUGUUGAUGGCUCACAGAAUCAAGAUGACGGUUACUUAGCCAUUAAUACCCGAACCAACCUUCAGUACCGGAGUUUACCUAGACCCAGCAAAUCCAGCAGCAGGAGUGGAGCUGGAAAUAGAUCUAGCACCAGCAGUAUAGACUCCAACAUAAGCAGCAAGUCAGCAGGCUUGCCUGUUCCUAAAAUGAGAGAGCCAACGAAAGUUGCUCUUGGGAGCUCUCUGCCAGGAUUAGUCAACCAGACUGACAAGGAGAAAGGGAUCUCAUCAGACAAUGAAAGUGUGGUCUCUUGCAGUUCUGUAAAGGUGAACCCGGCAUCUCAGGCAGCUUUGAAUGUGUCCCAGAGUGCUCACCAGCAAGGGGUGAAAUAUCCAGAUGUGGCCUCCCCCACUUUGCGCAGACUUUUUGGUGGAAAGCCUAGUAAGCAAGCUCCCAUCACGACAGCUGAAAACAUGAAAAAUUCCGUGGUCAUCUCCAACCCACAUGCAACCAUGAACCAACAGGGGAACCUGGAUUCUCCUUCUGGCAGUGGCAUACUCAGCAGUGGCGGUAGUAGUCCUCUCUAUAGUAAAAAUGCAGACAUGAAUCAGUCUCCAUUAGCUUCUAGUCCCAGCUCAGCUCAUUCAGCUCCUUCCAACAGCUUAACCUGGGGCACUAAUCCCAGUAGUAGUUCUGCUGUUAGCAAGGAUGGGAUUGGAUACCAGUCUGUCAGCAGCCUGCACACCAGUUGUGAAUCCAUCGAUAUUUCUCUCAGCAGUGGAGGUGGGCUGAGUCACAACUCUUCCAGUGGUUUGAUUGCGGCUUCCAAGGAUGACUCGUUAACUCCCUUUGUUAGAACCAAUAGCGUUAAGACAACAUUGUCAGAAAGCCCUCUCUCUUCCCCUGCUGCUAGUCCCAAAUUCUGCAGAAAUACUUUACCGAGGAGGCAGGACAGCGACCCACAUCUUGAUAGGAACACUUUGCCUAAGAAAGGACUCAGAUAUACACCAUCAUCACAACUUCGCAAUCAAGAAGAAGCAAAAGAAUGGCUGCGUUCACAUUCUGCCGGAGGCCUUCAGGACACAGUUGUUAAUUCCCCGUUUUCUUCUGGUUCCAGCAUCACAUCUCCUUCUGGGACUAGAUUUAACUUCUCCCAACUUGCAAGCCCCACCACAGCGGCCCAGAUGAGCUUGUCAAAUCCAACCAUGCUUCGGACGCACAGUCUUUCUAAUGCCGAUGGCCCUUACGAUCCUUACAGUGACACUCGGUUCCGGAAUAGCUCAAUGUCGUUAGAUGAAAAGAGCAGGACAAUGAGCCGUUCUGGGUCCUUCCGGGAUGGCUUUGAAGAGGUACAUGGCUCCUCCCUUUCUUUGGUUUCAAGCACAUCAUCCAUUUAUUCAACGCCUGAAGAAAAGUGCCAGUCAGAGAUUCGCAAGCUAAGGAGGGAAUUGGAUGCAUCCCAGGAGAAAGUAUCAGCUCUGACAACACAGUUGACUGCCAAUGCUCACCUUGUAGCAGCCUUUGAACAAAGCCUAGGAAAUAUGACCAUUAGACUUCAAAGCCUUACCAUGACUGCAGAACAGAAGGAUUCUGAACUGAACGAGUUAAGGAAAACGAUUGAGCUCCUGAAGAAACAAAAUGCUGCUGCUCAGGCUGCUAUUAAUGGAGUAAUUAACACACCUGAGCUCGCCUGCAAAGGAAGCGGGACUGCUCAAACCACUGAUUUACGGAUCCGAAGACAACACUCUUCUGACAGUGUCUCUAGCAUUAACAGUGCUACUAGUCAUUCCAGUGUGGGAAGCAACAUAGAAUGUGAUUCUAAGAAAAAGAAGAGAAAGAACUGGGUCAAUGAGUUGCGCAGUUCCUUCAAACAAGCCUUUGGUAAAAAGAAGUCCCCCAAGUCAGCAUCUUCUCAUUCAGAUAUUGAGGAGAUGACAGAUUAUUCGUUGCCUUCGUCACCAAAACUGCCUCACAACGGCUCUGUUGUGUCUACCCCACUACUGAGAACCUCACACUCCAAUUCUCUGAUUUCGGAAUGCAUCGAUAGCGAAGCUGAAACGGUCAUGCAGCUGCGAAAUGAGCUGAGAGACAAAGAGAUGAAGCUGACUGAUAUCCGUCUGGAGGCCCUCAGCUCUGCCCACCAACUGGACCAACUUCGGGAAGCUAUGAACAGGAUGCAGAGUGAGAUUGAGAAACUAAAAGCAGAAAAUGACCGGCUGAAGUCUGAAAAUCAAGGCAGCUGUAGCAGGGCCCAGUCUCAGGUCUCUAUUUCCUCCUCUCCAAGGCAGUCUAUGGGUCUCUCUCAGCACAGCCUGAACCUCACAGAGUCAGCUAGUCUUGACAUGCUGCUUGAUGACCCCAGUGAUGGUUCUUCUCGGAAAGAAAGUGGUAGACAUGUUAAAAUAGUUGUCAGCUUUCAGGAUGAAAUGAAAUGGAAAGAAGAUUCUAGGCCUCGCCUCUUCCUCAUUGGCUGUAUAGGAGUCAGUGGAAAGACCAAGUGGGAUGUUCUUGAUGGUGUUGUUAGAAGGCUGUUUAAGGAAUACAUCAUUCACGUGGAUCCUGUGAGUCAGCUAGGACUGAAUUCAGACAGUGUCAUGGGAUACAGCAUUGGGGAAAUCAUUCGCACAAAUAGCACUGAGACACCUGAGCUCCUGCCCUGUGGCUACCUGGUGGGUGAAAACAACACAAUCGCCGUGACUAUUAAAGGUGUUGUGGAGAAUAGUUUGGACUGUCUGGUUUUUGAAUCUCUAAUUCCAAAGCCUAUAUUGCAACGCUACGUGUCGCUUUUGAUGGAGCAUAGGAGAAUCAUUUUAUCUGGGCCAAGUGGUACGGGAAAGACGUACUUAGCCAAUCGUCUGUCAGAGUAUCUGGUACUAAGAGAGGGCAGAGAGCUGGCUGAUGGUGCUAUUGCAACGUUUAACGUGGAUCACAAGUCCAGUAAGGAACUCCGCCAGUAUCUUUCCAACCUUGCUGAUCAGUGCAAUAGUGAAAAUAACGCUGUCGAUAUGCCUCUGGUGAUCAUUCUGGACAAUUUGCAUCAUGUUAGCUCUCUGGGGGAGAUUUUCAAUGGUCUCUUGAACUGCAAGUACCACAAAUGUCCUUACAUUAUUGGAACAAUGAACCAGGCAACAUCUUCGACACCUAACCUUCAGCUCCAUCACAACUUCAGAUGGGUACUAUGUGCCAACCACACUGAGCCAGUCAAGGGUUUUCUUGGUCGCUUCUUGAGAAGGAAACUCAUUGAAACAGAAAUUGGUGGCCGGAUGAGAAAUGCAGAACUAAUUAAGAUCAUUGAUUGGAUCCCCAAAGUCUGGCAACAUCUCAACAAGUUCUUGGAAGCUCAUAGUUCAUCAGAUGUUACUAUUGGUCCACGACUCUUCCUCUCUUGCCCUAUAGAUGUAGAUGGUUCUCGAGUUUGGUUUACAGAUCUGUGGAACUAUUCCAUUGUUCCCUAUCUUCUUGAGGCUGUCAGAGAAGGACUACAGUUGUAUGGAAGAAGAGCUCCAUGGGAGGACCCUGCAAAAUGGGUAAUGGAUACUUACCCAUGGGCAGCCACCCCACAGCACCACGAAUGGCCACCUUUGCUGCAACUGCGGCCCGAAGAUGUGGGAUUUGAUGGUUACUCUAUGCCACGGGAAGGUUCAACUAGCAAGCAAGUUCCACCCAGCGAUGCUGAAGGAGAUCCUUUGAUGAACAUGCUGAUGAGAUUGCAAGAGGCAGCUAACUAUUCAAGCCCACAGAGUUACGACAGUGACUCCAACAGCAAUAGCCAUCAUGAUGAUAUCCUUGACUCAUCCCUGGAGUCUACAUUGUGAUGUACACUAGCAGAAAAUGGUUGCUUCCCACGGUCCAUCUCCUGCCUCAUUUAGAAAAAAAUUAAUCACCGAUCCAUGAGGAUAGUUGGUCUUUGGUCCAGAUGGACAACUCAGUAUUAAGAGCUACGAGAACAAUACAAAUUUAUUCUCCUCUCCCUCCGCCCUCCCCUCCCCCCAAUUCAGUGUCAAAUAUGGGUGCAGGCAACCCAGCUGAUGUUUUUAUAUUGUGUUUUUAUUUUUAUUUUCUUUAAUAAGAACUGCACUACUUUUUUUUUUUGUUCUUUUUGACAUUGCUGUGAGCUCACAUACCUAAGACACUGAAUACAUUUUUUCCAUAAAAAGGAUAUUAGUAUUAGUAGCUUCUGGGGAGGUUGGGGUUGGGGAAUGAUCACUUGCAAAACUAUGAAACAAAUGAGAACUUUGUGCCAUGUACUGUCCAGAAAGGGAAGAAGAGGAGUAGAUCUUGCCUAUGCUGCUUCUAAUCAAACUCAUUCAGUGACGGUUGGAUUUUCACAAGUCAUCUUUCAGCCUAACUUCAACUAUGAAUCGUUCUGGUGCUACAAAAUAACUUUUUGCCUUGUUAAUAAUAUAUCAUAAAAGGCAAGGAGAUGAAAAACAGGGAGAUCUGAAAUAGUCAUGCACACGCACAUGCAUAAAUGCACUAAAAUUAAUAAAUAAAUGAAGGCAGUUCUCCAGUUUGAGGGCCUGGCUUUUAAAAUCUUUGAUUCACUUUUUUUAUCUCUGUGCAGACACCAAACUGAGUCCAGUGGGCAGAGUUGUUGGGUGUUAUCAGUUAAGUUCCCACUGACAAAUGCACACUUGAGGGAGAAAAUGAAAACUGUUGCCAGAUUUUUCCUUCACAUUUUGCUUCUGUGGUGGUCAUUGCUGAAGAGGCAAGCUUGGAAAACUCAAGCGGCUUGUCUUCUCAGCAGUAGGAUCCAAGACAGAAAAGAGAGAGCAGAGGUGUGAGUGGACAUCCCUUCCUUGCAUACUGGCCUGUGUAUAUAAAAUACAAAUACCUGUCCUUUAAAAAAUACUAUUCAUGAUUUUGGAACCCUCUGUCAUUUAAUCAGUAGUUUUACAAAACAUUGAAAGAGGCAGUUAUCAGGAUCUGAGCAAGAUAUUCAGUCUUCGCUUGGGUUCAAUGCUCUUUUCUAUUCCAUUUUUCUUUGAGCAGUUUCUCCUCUAAUGCAGUAGAGCAAGCCAUUUCUAGAGCAGAAGCAGUUUGGCAUGAGUUGUGGAAGACCAGUGUUUAAAAGAAAGAAUGAAAUUGGUCUGAAAUCCCUUCAGGCUCAUGGUAGUGGUUGUAUAACUGGGCCCUGGCUAGAACCUCUUGAAGUCAGAAGUUUAAUCAGCAUUCAACUGCAUCAUGCAAGUCCUUCUCCCACAUACAUGUUAAAUGUAUGGAUUAAAUAGCCACAACACCUAGUGGCCUUGUGCCUAAUAUCCUCCUUCCUACUGUCCUGAUACCCACACAUUUAGUGGAACGUUGGAAAAUAGCAGGAAGGUGUCACUCUUCAGCUCCACUAAAUAUGCAGAUGUCAGGGUGAUGCAGGACAGGCAUGGGGUUAUAAAGAGCAGGGAGGAGGUACCAUGUUCCGGUGGCAGAAAAAUUACCCAUCCCUGCAGACCAAAGGGAUGACUAGCUGGUAGGCCCAACUCAUGGCGGGAAUGACUCAAUGGAGUUCUUAGUGCUUAUUUAAUCCUGUCUUUCCAUUUGCUUUCAAAAUACUACCAGUGACCCAUGACUCCGUGGAAGGGUAUAGACUACCAGUAGCGCAGGAUGAGGCAUGACCAUCUGCUUGGAGCACAAGUUUCCAGUAUCUGCUUAGUGCCCUUUUGGAAUAGAUGUCUCCUCAAGAGGUACAGAGGUAAAAGAAGGAUAGUGUGUUUACUUCUCAACUAAGAGAAGUCUGAAAUCCCAUGUCAAGUUUGAGUAAGAUGGAAUGUGCUCACUGAACAUGAUGAAUUUUACCCAGUUAGCUCAGAUGCUUCUAUUUAAUUAAGAAUUUUAUACAACUGGAUCCAGUCAGGUUUUAAGCUGUGUGGAAUCAGUUCCAGUCCAUCGGUUAAAGGUUUUUAAAAGAUUUGUUACUUAGCCAGGCCUUGAGGAAAGGAGAACUGCCUCUAUAAAGCUGAGGUGGAGAACGUGCAGCCCUCCAGAUGUUGUUAAAUUGCAGACAGACCCCCUUUUGUGUAGUCCUUCCCCACUGACGAUCUUUCCUAAAGCUCAGCCAUAGUUGAAUGAAAUCUGGAGGGCCAUGCAUUCCCCACGCCUGGGAUUAAAAUAUUUGUAAAAAAUUGGGUUUUUUAAACCCAUGGGCCAAGUGGUGAACAUCUUUUCCUAGAUAUCCUUUUUUUCAUCUUCAGAUGCACAAAAUAAAGAUUCUUUUGUUUAAUUGGUGCUUCAGUUGGGGAGCAAGAAUUUCCCAUAAAGAAUUAGUUUGUUCUUGUUGUCCUUGUUGUUGUUCAAAAUAGACAACAGCAACCAGUCAGAUGUCUUAGGCUGUACCUCAGUUAGAGACACAUUCAUGAGCAUAUACACAGAUACAUACAUACAUAGACACACAUACAAGCCUUUUCAGCUAUCUUUGGGUGCUGAUUUUUUUAAAGUGAUGCCUUACCUACUUUCUACUAAUCGUGUCUGAAUUCCAUUAGUGCUGUAUUUGAUGGAGACUUCUUUUUUUUUAAUUUAAACAAAACAGGGCUAUAGAGGUCAUCUCUUGAUGAUGUGAGUUGCUGUGAAUAUUGUUUAUAAUAAUAUAUAUGAACAAUUUUUUUUUGUUUGUUCCUAAAUGUGAUAAUAACUGAAAGAGGGAAACGAUACAGAGCGAGGGAGGAGAACAUUUGAGAAUUUCCAUGUCAUUCUGCAGCUAAUCAUUCAUUGGACAGAUGUUUCUCCAAUAAAAGAAAAAAACUACACAAUAAUAACAAUAACCCACAAACUUUUUGUACGAUACUGAACAGCAUCACUACUAAAGUAGAAGAAAGUGAUGGGAUCUUUUUAUUUUGCUUUGAAAUAUGCAGGUAGAAUACUUGCCACAAUUUUCAAACAGAGUGUGUUUAAUCUUUACAGGUCUAAUAUGGUGCAAGAAGCAGCAACAUGCUAUCAUAACUCAGUUUACUGAGAGGAUAGUUCCUGUUAUACCUCAUAAUUUCUGCUUUUGGUGACCUGAGUGAAUUUAACAUGUUGUCUUUUGAGCUUUUUGUGAAUUUGCUCUUGUUAACUAUUUUCUAGUUCUGAUGUUUGAAAUAACACAGCUAUUUGUAAAGGCCACUUUUGAAUCACUCAGGCAUUGACUCUUGGAUUUUAAAGGGAUUCUUGCGUGUUUAGUAACAAAAUAGAAGGUUACUCAGCUCAUAUUCUUAAUUCUAAUCUUUUUGCUGAAAAUGGGCCACAAGUGUUUUAGAAUCUAAGAAGAUUGGAAGAAGCUAGUUUUUUCAGAGCUGACUGUUGGGUUUAUUAGAGUGAUUUUGGGACACAGGCUUAAAAGAUCUAGGUUUAAACAAAUCCUGUUUUUAUGGGCAUUCUAUUUCUACUGAAGCCAAAAGGGUUCUUUUCUAGGAUCCCCCCCAGUGUGGUGAUUUUCUUACAGUCAGGAUUUGUUUCAUCCAGAGAGAUCAUUCCAAAUGACACUUUUAUAUAUUCUGAAGUGGCACAGUCCUGGAAGAAUUGUUCUAUAUACUUUUUCUGAACAAAUUCUUAAUCCAGUACAGAAUGCAGUCUGGUCUCUUUAAAAGUAAUUCCUUCCUGGAAAUAUAUUUGCAUUGUACUCAGGAACUGUACACAGUUUCUUCACAAAAAUAUAUUUUUGUUUGAAGAAGUCCUCUGGUGGAGGAAGAUCACUUUCAUUGAAAAAGGCCAUCUGUGUUGGCUUCCAUGGGUAUUCAUUCCCAAAUUGCACAUUGUAACAGUUCACAUUUUGAACCUCCACACUGUAGUGUGGAGGUUCAUUGCUCUGCAGUCUAUUAGAUUUCCUGAUUUCAUGCCAGGAAUGAUUGUAGCCACACAUGAUCCUAAAAUCUAAAGCUUGCCAAUUUAGAUGCAUAGAAAGAAUGCAUUAUAUUUUAAGCAAGGUAUUCCCCUACCUCACUCCUGCCAGGAUAUGCUAUUUUUUAAAAACACUGCAAAAGGACAGGCUGUCAGCAUUGUCAAAAGUAUGAUAAGCAUAAGGCUGCUAAUAUUAUAACUGUCCCCUUUGGCAUUGUUUGGAAAAGAAGCUUUCUGGCAAAGUCCCCAUAUCCCUGAUUUUAUUCUGUUCAAAAUUGGGGAUAUUUGAUAUAAGCCACCUAUUAUUGUUGCAUACUAAAGGGCAAUUGGUAAACCUGGGAAUUCUGA